This is a messenger RNA of Purpureocillium takamizusanense, 1413 nucleotides long. RefSeq names its product 5-formyltetrahydrofolate cyclo-ligase. The coding region runs from base 261 to 1007 and encodes 248 amino acids. The transcript is spliced from 2 exons. NCBI's taxonomy places the organism in Eukaryota, Fungi, Ascomycota, Sordariomycetes, Hypocreales, Ophiocordycipitaceae. Gene Ontology annotation, molecular function: 5-formyltetrahydrofolate cyclo-ligase activity. Gene Ontology annotation, biological process: tetrahydrofolate interconversion; folic acid-containing compound biosynthetic process. The record is from RefSeq and is a predicted model, not a curated record. Gene Ontology annotation, cellular component: mitochondrion.
AGGAUAGGCUACCUUAGUACUUGGAAGCAAUGGCGGACACCCAUCCGUCCCGCCGCCGCCAAGGUGGGCUCGCUCCAGGGCACCAACGCCUGCCAACGCCCCGAAAAUCCACUCACGUGCAGGGCAGGGCAGCGCCCAAAAGUCAUGCUCCGCUGGGUGAGAGCCUCAAAUCAUCCGUCAUGCUUGCUCCCUGAUGGUGGCUCCAUCCGCCAAACCGCGGUGACGAGUGUGACGAUUGUGUCGUCAUCAGGCACCCAACCAUGGCCGCCGCCUCAGUUGCUACCGCCAAGCAACAGCUGCGGUCUCUGAUGAAGCGGCGAUUGUCGUCGGUGACCCCCGAGUCCGUCACCGUUCAGAGCCGCCACAUCUUCGAGUCCCUCAAGGACUUUGAGCCGUACAGGAACGCCGCACGCAUCAGCAUCUACCUGUCGAUGCCGGCCGCCGAGGUGCAGACCGACGCCAUCGUCCGCCACGCCCUCGCCGCCGGCAAGCACGUCUUCGUCCCCUACCUGCAUAGGCCGCCCGUCGAGAUGUCCGACGCGCCCGCCCGCGUUAUGGACAUGGUGCAUCUGAAGAGCGUCCAGGACUAUGAGAGCCUUACGCGGGACCGCUGGGGCAUUCCCAGCAUAGACCUGGCCACCGUCCACGAGCGCCAGCGCAUCCUCGGCGGAACGGAAACGCAGACGUCCGACGACGACGACGACGCCGCCGCCACGCUGGACCUGAUGCUCAUGCCCGGCGUGGCCUUUGACUUUGACGACGCCGGCUCCGUCCGCAGACUCGGCCACGGCAAGGGCUUCUACGACUUCUUCCUCAACCGCUACUUGGCCCAGCAGCAUAGCAGCCCGGAGCGGCCGCCGCUGCGCCUGUACGGCCUCGCCCUCACCGAGCAGCUCUUGGCUCCCGGCUCGGGCGACGAGGUGCCUACCGGCGCACACGAUCGCCGUCUGCAUGGGUUGGUUUUGGGCAGCGGCGAGAUUCGCCACUCCUCCACAAGUAGCGUCUGAACUGCAACCCCUCCGUCCAUCGACUGCUGAGUCCAUUCUGCUACAUCACCCGUGUACCUAUGUGUUAAGACUUGCGUGCCGACGCAGUGGGCUUUGCUUCACGCCUCAGCUUGUCGGGCCAGCGUACUUCGUAUACCAAGUACUUCGUACCUCAUACUGUAUAAAGUACUCCACUGCCAUAUACGACUGCACUCGUUCCGCGUCAAAGAUCAGAGUCGCGCGGCUGGCCGAAUGCAUGCGCACUCGCCGUUGUAAAACGUCAUACUGGCCCAGUAUGAAUGAAUGCAAUAAUCAAUCUCAACAUCCUGUCAUGCCAUUUUUUGUCGACCCCGUCUUUCAAGCCCCCCGGCUGAAUGUGUCAUUGCUCGUCCUGUUGUUGCUGUGCCGAUUGGCGGCCACCCGGAGC